UCCAGUGCUGUACAAUUUCAGAAUUAGGAAUAAUAACAAGAAUCCAGCACACAUUGUUUUUGCAAAGAAAAAUUAAUUUAUUUGUGGCCGUACAGCAUGGAGGUGUGCGGCAGCGUAUUGACCAACUCCAGCUACAAGCAGUUCCGACUGAAAUGCCUAUACUGUACAAUAGAGAGCGAGCUGAAGGACUGGGAGGCGUUUAUCAUUCAUGUGCAGACGGCCCAUUUCUGCGAGGAGGAGGAUGACUGCAAUGGCACCGUCGACGCCAACGGCGAUGGCGACGGCAAAGACGCUUUCAGUGUCUCGCAAGACUUCUGCUUUCCCUCUGAUUCCGAGGAUCAGGCCAUCGUCUAUGAACCGGACGAGCUGUUCGAUGUAAUCGAGACCGUUGAGGAGGUGGGCGAGGACCAGUGGAUGGUAACAGAUGACCAGAAACCGGAGUUUGAAAAUAUGAGUGAUAACUUCAAUUGGCCAGAUGCUUCAAACGAUUCCCAGGAUAAAGUCAAACCCGAUACACCAGAGGCAGUUAACGAUACUGCCUCAACCCUCUCUCCUAAGAAUGUUCAACAUCAAGAUGAAAUGAUUAUUUAUGCUAGUGAUUCAUCAUUGUCCGGCAACGAGCUGGUAGAUAUCCCCAAAAGGCCAGGUCGACCGCCGAUACGAAAAAGACCCGGUCAGGUUUUUAAGUUCAAGGUAUCCUUUAUUCGAAGCAAUCCACGGGUAUUGCACCUAAUACAAGCGUACAAGGAUCAUCCUUGCCUGUGGAAUCCAUCAGAUGAGCAUUACAACAACGCAACUGUGCGUUCCAAGGCCUACGAAACUAUCAUGAAAUACAUGAACAGCCGGGCCAAUGUGCUCUUCACCGUAGACCAGCUAAAGAAAACCAUCCAGGAUCUCCACAUACAGUACACGAUGGCUUGUCAGGCGAAGGAGAAUGGGAAGUUGGUUGGACUGGCAGCCCGCUACAUGGCCAAAAGCGAGUACCUUGCCGUCUCACCAAAAGUUCUACCAAAGGAGGAAGUAGAGAACAACGAUUUAAAUGUAAUUAAGCUCAACUUCAAGAGGGAAAACGUGAUGACUACCGCAUUUAUAGAGACUUAUGCCAACUAUCCGCAGCUGUACAACCCCUCGAGUCCAGAAUUCGGUUUCGUGGAAACGAGGGCAGAGGCCUACAGGCAGAUGGCUCUAGAAUUUCUACCAGUGGCAAAGGUAAAUGAAACAGAGAUAUAUAUUGCCGUCAAUAGGCUGCGGCGCUGGGUUUACGAUGCCAUGCGUCGACUAAAGUCUAAGGAACUGAUCCAGAAGUGCACUCGUCAGGAGGUGGAGUACCUCCAAAUGUGCAACUUCCUUCCCUCCAAGGGCUCGGAGAGUACGGUUCUCUUCUGUGAGCAUUGCGAUAAGCGCUUUCACGGCGAUUACAACCUGCUGGUGCACAUGUUCAAGGCUCACGCCGUGGGCGAGUUGCCCUACCUGUGCUCCCUCUGUCCGCGGCGCUUUGACCGGCAGGUGGACAUGGAGCGCCACAAGCUGCGCUCACACUUUGAACGAAAGCUCAAGUGCAAGUUCUGCGACAAGGCCUUUGCCGUCGAAAACGACCUGAGAGUUCACACGCUCAUCCAUACGGGCGAGAAGCCGCACACUUGCAGCAUUUGUGGCAAGCAUUUCCGGCUAAAAUUACUCCUUGACCAUCACAUCAACGGCUACCAUUUGAACCUGAGGCCCUUCCACUGCGAGUUGUGCAACAAGAGUUUCCGCAAAAAGUUCGAACUAAACAACCACAUCAAGGGACAUUUGAACAUUCGUGAUAAAAAGUGUGAUCAAUGCGACGCUUCGUUCUAUGAUCACUCUUCAUUGUCCAGACAUCGCAGGACCCAUAAGCUAUCAUAAUAUUUUCAGGUUUAUGUAUCGUUAAGUAAUUGUACAUUGGUUUAUUUUAUUUCAAAAACAAAAAAUAAACUUUGGAACGUAA
Molecule: messenger RNA, 1969 nt
Organism: Drosophila serrata
Lineage: Eukaryota; Metazoa; Arthropoda; Insecta; Diptera; Drosophilidae
Product: madf and zinc finger protein 1
Source: RefSeq, a predicted model, not a curated record